GACUGGGCACCAAACUGGUUAAUGGUCGUCUGAGUGACAGACUCUUCCGGCGUCCACGAAGCAGCGAUGUGGGGCUGAAGCAGUCCUCCAGCUUCAAAAUUCCCUAUGAAACCUUUACGUUGUGGUAUGCUAGGGACCGAGCUCCCAGGAAAGUAAGUGGACUUCGACGCAACGACGAAGUCAAAGCAAGCAGUCCUCUCAUUGGCUAAUUACAUUGGACAUGCCAAGAUACUGGAUUGCCAUUGGUUUACUUUGGUCGGUACGCUUCAUGGUUUUAGUGUGUAGUUUUUUAUGCUUUAUUGAGAGAGGCACAUAACCAUGUAUAGAACUACAAUUCCCGUCUCUUCAAGCCCAUACAACGCUGCCUAACAAUUGCAGAAGGUCACACGCGUGCUUUUGAACAGUGGGCCGAAAAAUUGAGAUAGUAAAUUAUUGCUAGUAGGUAGAAACAUUACGCAUUUUUUCAGUUAACUGCUACCGUAUUUGUGCAAUUCCAAUGCGAAAUACACACGAACAAUGUGGCGUUUGUUUACAUAGGAGCGUUGGACCCUGGCGUUUCGUUUCAGUUUAGCUAACUUAGUUCACUUGACAUACCGUUUAUAUAUAAUUGGUAAGAUGUUUAGAAGUUUUGCAAGCCUCGAUAAUCGGCUUAGAAAUGCUCUGUUACUCUGUAAAAUGCAACGGAAUCGUCAGCCCUUCAAACAUGCAUUUAAAUAUUCAACAUCAGCUGCAACAGAAAGAAAACGAUUUUAUCAGGACGUCAGUAUUGCCCAAGGUGAAGGAGGUUUAUAUGAGAUCAACUUAGACCGGAGGAAGCUGAAAACCCCUGGAGGGAAGCUUUUCACAGUGCCAAAUGAAGCCCUCGCCAUCGCUGUGGCAACUGAAUGGGAUGCUCAAAAGGACACACUCAAGUUCUAUACAAUGCACUUGACUACACUUUGCAACACUGCCUUGGACAAUCCUACACAACGCAACGAGGACCAAAUGAUUAGUGCUGCUUUAAAGUUUCUGGAGACUGACACUGUUUGUUACAGAGUAGAUGAGCCUUAUGGUCUGGUUGAACUGCAGAAGAAUGAGUGGGAUCCUGUACUGCACUGGAUCGAAGACAGAUAUAACGUCGUCAUCGGUUCCUCCUCUAGUAUUAUGGGCCCUGAGAUCCCUGAGGCGACCAAAGACACGUUCCGCCAGCAUCUCAAAUCUUACAAUUUUUGGUCACUGACAGGAUUUGAGUACGUGAUCACCCAGUUGAAGUCUGUUGUGUUGUCAUUUGGAAUGAUUGACAGACAUUUAAGUGUAGAGCAGGCUGUGCUGUUGUCGAGGCUGGAGGAAGAGUACCAGAUUCAGCGCUGGGGAAAUGUGGAGUGGGCCCACGACUACGACAUGUAUGAGCUGAGGGCACGCACCGCUGCGGGCGCCCUCUUUGUGCACCUGUCCUCUGAGAGUUCAACCAUCAAACACAAACUGUUGCAGGACUGAAGUGAUGAGCAUAAAUGUGUCAAAUGUCAAGCCAAAGUGACACCCCUGCAUGACUCCGAUAUAGACUAUUUAUUGAUUGUCUUUGUGUCUUUUAUCUAAUGUCAUCAAAACACAAACUUUUUUUAUGUGUUUAGGCAACUGCUGCCAAGUGUGAGUAUCCAGUUGGUUCUCGGUCAUUUGGGGCCUUCAGGACACAAAGUGAAUGGAUGCUAAUUGUGGUUACAUUACAUUACAGGACAGUUUACUUUGUCUGCUUCUUUGUUUCUGAUUCAAUUUGUUAUAUGUAUAUCCUCACCUCACACCUGCUAUGUAUGAACGCUCCACAAACUUGGUUCAUCUUGAUUAAAUACUGUAAA
Molecule: messenger RNA, 1832 nt
Organism: Doryrhamphus excisus (bluestripe pipefish)
Lineage: Eukaryota; Metazoa; Chordata; Actinopteri; Syngnathiformes; Syngnathidae
Gene: atpaf2
Product: ATP synthase mitochondrial F1 complex assembly factor 2
Biological process (GO): mitochondrial proton-transporting ATP synthase complex assembly
Cellular component (GO): mitochondrion
Source: RefSeq, a predicted model, not a curated record